Penicillium vulpinum is the source of this 783-nucleotide messenger RNA. RefSeq names its product putative G-patch domain protein. Bases 1 to 783 code for a protein of 260 amino acids. The record is from RefSeq and is a predicted model, not a curated record. The transcript has a single exon. Gene Ontology annotation, molecular function: nucleic acid binding. NCBI's taxonomy places the organism in Eukaryota, Fungi, Ascomycota, Eurotiomycetes, Eurotiales, Aspergillaceae.
AUGGCCUCCGAAGAUGAAGACUACUUCCUCCCACUGGAGCAAGUGCGCCCGUUCAGCUCCGGUGUCCGUCGCAAACGUGUGCAGUUCGUGCGCUCCUCAGAUCUAGACACAACAGCAACUCCAACUCCCGCCUCAUCCUCCGGCACCAGCAUCGCGGAUACAUACCUCUCUAUUGUGAUGAAGCAAGCACCAAGUUCACCAAGUUCACCAAGUUCACCAAGUUCACCAACACAGUGUGCACCAUCGCCACCAAUCCGCACACAGUCCGCGCCGCCAGCUCAAGCUAUAAUCCCGCCUCCACCAACAGUGACAGUGCCCGCGGCCCCAGAAUUCUGCGACGUGUGUAAUAUACCUCUUCCACCACAAGACAUAGAAGAUGCAACAGGCAAAAAACACCGCCCACACGAAGCAUCUCUCGUGCAUCAAAUCUGUCUCACUCAUUCACACCCGCCAUCGCACCUCGACCGCACGCGCCAAGGUCUCCGAUACCUCUCUACCUAUGGCUGGGAUCCUGAUAGCAGGCUUGGUCUCGGUGCACCCGGCCGUGAGGGUAUUCGUGAACCUAUCAAACCUCGUGUCAAACUUGGUACUGCUGGACUGGGGACUGGGCUUGAUCGAGAUGGAGAUCCGUUGCCACCUAGACCGGCGCCCACGAAAGUGCAGAAGCUCAAUUCUAAACAGAUGCGGAUUAAGGUUGCGGAGGAUAAGAAGAGGGCAGAGAGGAUUAGGAAGGCUUUUUAUCAGAAUGAUGAUGUUUUGAAGUAUCUUGGGGAGGGGGUUUAG